Messenger RNA from Rotaria sordida, 840 nucleotides. Lineage: Eukaryota; Metazoa; Rotifera; Eurotatoria; Philodinida; Philodinidae. The record is from the annotation of a GenBank genome assembly.
AUGUAUUUGUCUCCACCGUCACCACACAAUCAUUAUCAACAUCGACAUCGACAUCAUUCAUCCAGUUCACAUAAUAAAGAUUCUACUGAAAAUGAUCAACAACGAACAAAUUAUAUAAUUGAUACAUUUUUAAAAAGUUUUACCAAUGAUAUACGUGAAAAUCCUAAAGCAUGGCGUAAUCGAUUUCGUAAAAUGGCUGCAAAUGAAUUUUCAUUUUAUCGUGGUUCAGCUGUUUUAUUUUAUCGUGAUAUGCUAUAUGAUUCAAAAUAUGAUCCAUGGUUAAAAAAAUCAACACAAUCAGCUGUAUCGAGUGUUAUUCAAGAUCAAAAUCUUCAAUAUUAUUUUCGACAUGAUGGUCUACGAACUGUUUUAUGUGCUUAUGCAAUGCACGCUGUUUCAUCACAAUGGUUAGGUUAUGCAACACUUAAUAAUCAAAUACCAUUAGUAGUUGAUAAAGUUACAACUCAUAAUAAAAAUCUUGAAUGGAAUAAUAUCAAUGAUUUUGAAGAUACUUGUGUAACAGUUGAAUAUUUGGGUAAAGCUAUGGCAAAAAUUCAUUGUAUAUCUGAUAUUGAUUCGAUUGAAAAAGAAAAACAUGCAGGACAGCAUACUGAUUUAUUGCCAUUACAUAUUAUACCGAGACAUACAGAAAAAACUAUUCGAAAGGCUAUUGGUGGAAAUGAUGAAGGUUUUAUUCAAGAUAUGAUUUCAUUUGCUAUGACAUAUGGUAAUAGAGUUCGUCGUGAUCAUCGACUCUUUUUUGAAGCAUUUCGUAAUGGAAGAAUUCCUAUGUUACAAGUUGAUGAAUCUCAUUCACAACCCUACUCUGGUUCUCCUUAA